This is a messenger RNA of Microthlaspi erraticum, 2886 nucleotides long. The record is from the annotation of a GenBank genome assembly. Lineage: Eukaryota; Viridiplantae; Streptophyta; Magnoliopsida; Brassicales; Brassicaceae.
AUGCCAAAUUACUAUAUUUGGUAUUGUCAUGGGGAAGGUUAUGGGGGAAAUGCAGCUAGUAGUAGUAGUAGUAGCAAUAACUAUAACCAAGGAAUGCCAUUAGAGGAGAAUGUGCAUCUAGUUGAUCAUCAGCCUGUAAAUUACAAUAGUGAUGUUGUUAGGAUGCAUGAGAUGGUUACAGAUGCAUUUCGUGAAACCGUAAAUAGAUUUGGUGAACCUCAGAAUGUAGCGCAUGAGGAACCCAAUGCAGAUGCAAAAAGUCAGUUUUCUUUGGACGGUUGGGCCGAUCUAUUUAAGGAUAUUUUGCCGGAAGACAAUGUCGCUGCUGGUUCUUAUUACGACAUACAGAAGCUGGUAUGUAGUCUUGGGUUGCCUUCUCAGAUGAUAGAUGUUUGCGUUGACAAUUGCAUGUUUUUUUGGAAAGAUGAUGAUAAGUUGCAAGAGUGUCGAUUCUGCCACAAGCCCCGAUACAAGCCACAAGGUCGUGGUCGGAACAAGGUACCUUACCAACGGAUGUGGUACCUGCCAAUAAAAGAUAGGUUGCAAAGAUUGUAUCAGUCUGAAAGGACGGCUGCAUUGAUGAGAUGGCAUGCCAAUCACUCACAUACAGAUGGGGAGAUUCGACAUCCAUCUGAUGCUAAAGCGUGGAAGCAUUUCCUAGCCGUGCACCCCGAAUUCGCCAGGGAGAAAAGAAAUGUCUUUCUGGGUCUUUGCACCGAUGGAUUCAGUCCUUUCGGUAUGUCUGGCAGGCAAUACUCUCUUUGGCCGAUAAUACUCACGCCUUACAAUCUUCCUCCUGAAAUGUGCAUGAAAAGGGAAUUCUUAUUCAUGAGUAUCUUGAUCCCUGGUCCGAAACAUCCGCGCCGGUCCCUUGAUGUUUUCUUACAGCCUUUGAUAGAAGAAUUGCAAGAGUUGUGGUACACUGGAGCUCGGACGUAUAAUACUUCAAGGAAGAGAAAUUUUACUAUGCGUGCAGUGCUUAUGUGGACAAUAAGCGACUUUCCGGCGUAUGGGAUGCUUUCAGGGUUGACUACUCACGGGUGGUUAUCUUGCCCAUAUUGUAUGGAUCGAACGGAUGCUUUUCAGCUAAAACACAGGAGAAAGACAAGUUGGUUCGACUGUCUCCGCCGUUUCCUACCGUUGAACCAUAGAUACCGAAGAAACAAGCAACUGUUUAAGAAGAACAAAGCAGUUCGUGUUCCUCCUCCCGUCGUCUUACCUGGGGAAGACAUUGAAGCACAAAUUGAUCAUUUUGGUGCACAAAGUACAGUCAGACGUGGGGGCAACUGGCACACCCCCAUAAACAUGCCCGACGGAUACGGGGAUCAGCACAAUUGGCAUAAGAAGAGCAUUUUCUGGGAACUUCCGUACUGGAAAGAUCAUCUUCUCAGACAUAACCUGGAUGUCAUGCACAUUGAGAAAAAUUUCUUCGAUAAUAUCAUGCAUACAGUGCUGAACGUCAAAGGGAGAAGUAAAGACAGCGUGAAGGCCCGAUUGGAUUUGCCUGAUCUUUGUUCACGGAAUGAGUUAUAUAUUUCAAAUGACGGGAGUAUGCCAGUUCCUAUCUUUCAGUUAGGAGCUGCUCAAAAGUCGGCCUUGUUCAAUUGGGCUUCAUCGGACGUCAAAUUUCCAGACGGGUACGUUUCAAAUCUAUCCAAAUGUGUUCAAGGACAGAAGUUUUUGGGGAUGAAGAGCCAUGACUGUCAUGUAUUUAUGGAACGAUUACUUCCUUUCGCACUUGAGGAACUUCUUCCAUCAAGUGUCCACACAGCAAUUGCAGCGAUCGGAGCGUUCUUCAGAGACCUUUGCACUCGUACUCUUACCGAAGAUGUUAUCGCACAACUGCAUCAAAAUAUUCCAAUGUACUUAUGCAAUAUGGAGCAGAUAUUCCCACCAGCCUUUUUCGAUGUUAUGGAACAUCUGGCUGUUCAUCUUUCUUACGAAGCAGAACUUGGUGGGCUAAUUCAUUUUCGGUGGAUGUACCCGUUUGAGCGAUUCAUGGGGCAUCAUCUUAAGGGAAAACCUAGAAACUUGGCAAGAGUUCGCACACGUAAAAGGGCUCCUAAACGAUACGACGAUGGAGGAGUGGGUCGAUCAUAUCCAUCGGAAGAUGUACCGGACAUGUUCUCCUCAGUUGGUCGGUUAGGUGGAGCCGUCAAACAGGUUUGGUGGACGGAUGAGAAUGAUCGUCAUAGCACACAAACGUAUAUCCUCCUCAAUUGCGAGGACAUUACUCCAUUUGAGACGGAAUUUUGUAGACAGGUUCGAGAGUGUAUCGUAGGGGUUACAGAUAACGAGGUAAACAAACGGAAGGAUCAACACUUUGCAAAGUGGAUUAAAUCUUCGGUGGCUCCUGGUGAUGAAUCAUAUCCGGAGUGGUUUCAUGAAGUAAUCAAAGGGCCAUUAUGGAAGGUCACCACUGCUCCUAUAUAUUGUACCCGUGGAUACGUGUUCCAUACCUUCAGCUAUGGUAAAGAAAGGGCAACUGCGAAUUAUGGAGUCUGCGUUAGGGGUGAAGUUGAUUUUUAUGGUGUGCUACAAGAAAUUAUUGAAGUUGAAUACCCGGGUAUCCUUGGUUUGCGAUGUGUGCUUUUCAAGUGUGAUUGGUUCGACCCAACUCCCGGGAGAGUUGUCAAAGUCUCUCCACGAGGCACAGUUAUUGGCGACGAGGAGGAGCCUCCACUGCAACAAGAUCAUUGUCCAGGUUUAGCAGAACCAGAUGAGAACACAGGGCGUAUCCUAUUAGUAAAUCCCGAAAACCGGCAGUUCAUUCAUCAACCACCCAAUUCAACAGAGGACGAGGAAGGAAGUGAUCCAGAUGAAUUCUCGGAGAGUGAUGAACCUGAUGAUCAGGAUAGUGUGCAAAAUGAAUCCGACGAGUAUUGA